This is a messenger RNA of Camelina sativa (false flax), 1265 nucleotides long. The record is from RefSeq and is a predicted model, not a curated record. Lineage: Eukaryota; Viridiplantae; Streptophyta; Magnoliopsida; Brassicales; Brassicaceae.
ACAGGAAUGGCCAUUUUGUACCGAAGCGAUGAUUUUGUCAAGUGGACAAAGUAUCCGGUGAAUUUACUUGAGGCAGAAGAAACCGGAAUGUGGGAAUGCCCUGAUUUCUUCCCGGUUUCCAUCACUGGUAAAGAAGGUGUAGAUACUUCGGUGAACAAUGCUAACGUGAGGCAUGUCUUGAAGGCCAGUUUUGGAGGCAAUGAUUGCUAUGUCAUUGGUAAAUACUCUUCUGAGAAUGAAGAAUUUUUAGGGGAUUAUGAGUUCACUAAGACGAGUGCUGAUUUGAGAUAUGAUCAUGGAACGUUUUAUGCCUCGAAAGCGUUUUUCGAUAGUGUUAAAAAUCGGAGGAUCAACUGGGGAUGGGUUGUAGAGACUAAUAGCAAAGAAGAUGAUUUCAAGAAAGGAUGGGCUGGCCUUAUGGGAAAUGUGGCUGGACACAAGUGGAAAGAGGCUGAUACAAUGGCCAAUUGAGGAAAUCAACCAUCUCCGGACCAAAAGUGUUAAACUCGAUUCCUGUGAAAUCAAAACCGGAGCGCCCAUUGUAAUCUCUGGCAUCACUGCUGCCCAAGCCGACGUGGAAGUGACUUUUAAUCUGCCAUCACUGGAAGAUAACCCCGAAAUACUGGAGGCUGAUCAUGUUGAUGAUGCGACUCUGUUCGAUCGUGACAGCUCUGUUGGAUGCGUUUACGGGCCUUUUGGAUUGCUAGCAUUGGCUUCCCAUGAUUUAUCUGAACAAACCGCAAUCUUUUUUAAAGUCAUCCGACGUGGAAACGGAUAUGCAGUUAUAAUGGGCAGCAACGAGAAGAGGUCUUCGUUGAGAGACGGCGUAAAAAAAUCUUCGCAUGGAACAUUCGUAGACAUUAAUCCAAGGCAGGAGAAAAUCUCAUUAAGAUGUUUGAUCGAUCACUCGAUUAUAGAGAGCUACGCAGCAGGAGGAAAAAGUGUGAUAACAUCAAGGGUUUAUCCCAAAUUGGCAAUUGGUGAAGCAGCUAAGCUUUAUGUGUUUAAUGAUGGAGCAAAUGGUGUGAUCAUGACGUCUCUGGAAGCUUGGAGCAUGAGAAAUGCCGAAAUCAAUACAAACACAACUUAUUAAUUAAUCAUUUAAUAAUGAUAAUAUUUAAUAAUGAUCUUUGGACUGCAGUAAAGAUAUUUUUGUGUCUUUAUCAUGACCUACUGCUGAAUGUUCUUUUGUUAUCAAGUUAUUGGUGUGGUUAUUGUCGUUUCCUUGAGUAAACUAUUGUCAGCCUUCUCAUUUUUCUAGUGAA